Messenger RNA from Fusarium vanettenii 77-13-4, 2408 nucleotides. RefSeq lists its product as uncharacterized. The transcript is spliced from 4 exons. Gene Ontology annotation, molecular function: protein binding. NCBI's taxonomy places the organism in Eukaryota, Fungi, Ascomycota, Sordariomycetes, Hypocreales, Nectriaceae. The coding region runs from base 282 to 1823 and encodes 513 amino acids. The record is from RefSeq and is a predicted model, not a curated record.
UUUUAUUCUCCUUUUUCGGCGCUUCCUUUUUCCUCUUGCGUUUCUCGUUGCGACCAGCGUCUCCCUCCCUCGCCGCGCGAUUGAUUCUUGGAUGCACCAUUCGCGGCGGUGACGCCGUCCGCCAAGAGUCGUGACUUGAUUGUUCUCCCGUAUCCGACCGGCCGACCGAUUGCCCCGACGAAUACGAUACGACUCGAAGCAAACGCACGCAAUUCCUCGUCCUUUCAACAAAUCAACCUAGAGAAAAGAGAGACCUCUUUUCCCUCCGACGGAAGCCCAUCAUGGGGUUAUCUUCCUCCCCCUCGUCAGCCUUUACAGGCGUCGUCAUCGGCCUCGUGUCAUCAUUUGGCUCCAUCGUCCUUAUCGCCCUCGUCAUCUUCAUCUUCUGGGUUUCGGGCUGCGCAAGCACUGGUCGUAUCAUACUCGAUCGCCUCGGUCGACCCGGCGAGUAUGAUGAUGAGCAAGCAUUCGCGCGUGAUGAGGCUGAGGCCCUCGAGGUCAUGGAUGACAUGGCUCGCCAGGAGUAUCUACGAGCAAAGGCCUGGGUUACUGCCAACACUCCAGAGUCUGCGCAGACAGACAUCUCGUUAUCGCAAUAUCUCGCCAUCCAGGAAAAGGGCGUCUCCGCCUGGGAGUUUGAGCCUGAGCUCGAGAUCGCCAACUGCUUUGUCGAAGCCCGCACUGAGAUUGAGUUUUUUGAUUCGGAAUGCACCGUCAUGAGCAAUCUCCCCGUCCCAAAGCAAAACGACGUCUACUACUGGGAGGCCAAGAUAUACGAGAAGCCCGAGACCACCCUCCUCAGCAUCGGCAUGGCCACCAAGCCUUAUCCUCUCUUCCGGUUACCUGGAUACCACAAGUACUCGGUUGGGUACCAGUCUACCGGAACCCGUCGCUACAACCAGCCCUUUGGCGCGACUCCCUACGGUCCCCAGCUGGUGCAGGGCGACGUCGUCGGUGUGGGCUACCGCCCUCGAACAGGUGCCAUUUUCUUUACUCGCAACGGCAAGAAGCUCGAGGAGGUGGUUCACGGUCUCAAGUCGCAGAACUUCUUCCCCGCUAUUGGCGCCAACGGUCCUGCUAUGAUCCACGUCAACUUUGGUCAGGCCGGUUUCGUCUUUAUCGAGGCCAAUGUCAAGAAAUGGGGUCUGGCUCCCGCCACCGGUAGCCUCGCGCCGCCGCCGCCGUACGGAUCUGAGCAGGGUAGUAUUCUGUUGGAAACGGGCACCGACAGCGGCGCCACAUAUCCUCAAGGUCGACAACAUAGCCACUCGGUCACAGCAUGCUCCUAUAACACACGCCCUCCUACAAGCAACCUGAACCCCCAGCACGGGAGAACACGAAGUGGCAACUUCCGCGUUCUUCCCCCGACGAGCCCCGGACCAGGCAGGAGUUCAACCGAUAUCUCACUGGCGCACUUUGUACCCAACGAAGAGAACGGCGAAGGCAGCAACCCCGGACCUCAGCACGAGACCCACGAUCACAACCCCCUCCACCUACAUCUUGAAGACGCAACGAACCCCCCACCCGAAUAUCAGAGCCCCGACCAUUCCGGCAGUGAAGACGGUCGCCGAUAUAGCACAGACAGUGAGGAGAACACUCCUUUGAUCCGAGUUAUGAAUCGAAGCAGGGGCAACUCUGCUGCCACUGUGAUUCCCCCACGACAAUAUACCAACGAUCGAAACCCGCCAGUUCCGAGCUACAGCGAUGCCUUACGACAAGGUGCUGGCCGUGACAGAAGCGAUAGUGCGCGGUUACCCCAGCGAGAUCGACCGUCAUCCAAUAGGCCUCGAAGCACCGUAGCAACAUUGAAGAUGAAACGAUGAUGCCCGGGAAGAGAGAGAUUGGCAUCAACGACCAUGACACCGGAGUUGACAGGAACAAAUCACCAUACACGAUCCAUUUCAAUCCUUUUUUUUUGCAGAGGCGCCUGGGAGUUUUUAGCAUCGGUGAACACACGGCAUGGGAGAGUCUUCCAUAGCCGUUUAAACGCCCUUUUUCUUUUUUUUUGUAUUUUGUUAGACGGAGGAAACUUGGUCCCGUCUUGGGAAGCUCGGCUGGAUACGAACAAACACUUAUUUGGGCCUGAACGGGAAUAGUGAUACCAACAAACAACAACAACCUGACGGACUUGCGCGCGCUCAUUUUUUUCUUGUCACGGUUUCUGCUUUUUUUUUUUUUUGCGCCGCCCUCUUGUCUCAUUUUCCCCCUUCGGUUUCUAACUAUAGGACCGCUUCAAGGGGAUGGCUAGGUGUCUGGAUGAGGAGUUGUUUCGCUGCUGGCUUUCUGGUGGUGGUGUUGGUUCUGACGCCUUGGAUGUGGUGCGUUUGUGUACCAACAGAAGGAAAGAGACGGAGUUGAUGGGGUCUGAAUUAGCCACGGCUUGAAUACAAACUCACCUAUCCUACCGC